Molecule: messenger RNA, 1137 nt
Organism: Sesamum indicum (sesame)
Lineage: Eukaryota; Viridiplantae; Streptophyta; Magnoliopsida; Lamiales; Pedaliaceae
Gene: AFO
Product: Plant-specific transcription factor YABBY family protein
Biological process (GO): regulation of shoot apical meristem development; abaxial cell fate specification; polarity specification of adaxial/abaxial axis
Cellular component (GO): nucleus
Source: RefSeq, a predicted model, not a curated record
ACUUUCUUGGUGCGUUAAAUUCUCUACUAUAAUAGUGGGCAUAUAUCCCCAUCUCACCUCUUCCCCAGCAGUACCCUACAACCCCCACCCCCACCCUCCUCUCUCUCUUCUUUCCCUCAGCUUCUUGUCUUUGAUAACUCAACCCCCAAAAGAAAGAAAACAUUCAGAAGAUCAGAUCCCAGUUGGUUAAUCUGUCAAACCUCCAUAUAUACAUACCUCGAUCAGUCAAUCUAUCAAUCAAUCAAAUCAAAAUCUGAGGGAAUCGUCAUCAUUAUCAUCAACAAACUGCUUAGGAAUAACAGUAUAACAAUUAUAAGAAGAAAAUAUGUCCUCUUCAUCUGCCGCUUUUGCACCGGACCACCACCACCUCUCUCCUUCCGAGCAGCUCUGUUAUGUCCAUUGCAACUUCUGCGACACUGUCCUCGCGGUGAGUGUACCUUGCACAAGCUUGUUCAAGACUGUGACAGUGAGAUGUGGGCAUUGCACCAACCUUCUGUCUGUGAACAUGCGUGGGCUGCUCCUCCCGGCUGCCAAUCAGCUUCAUCUUGGCCACUCAUUCUUCUCUCCUCAGAAUCUUCUGGAGGAGAUUCGAAACUCGCCCUCGAACUUGCUGAUCAAUCAGCCGAGUCCAAACGAGUCCCUGAUGCCUGUUCGAGGAAUCGAUGAGCUCCCCAAGCCUCCAGUAGCUAACAGACCCCCGGAGAAAAGACAGAGAGUGCCUUCUGCUUACAACCGCUUCAUCAAGGACGAGAUCCAACGUAUCAAAGCUGGAAACCCUGAUAUAAGCCAUAGGGAGGCGUUCAGCGCAGCUGCAAAGAAUUGGGCCCACUUCCCACACAUUCACUUCGGUCUCAUGCCUGAUCAACCCGUGAAGAAACCAAACGUAUGCCAACAGGAAGGAGACGAUGUUCUGAUGAAAGAUGGGUUUCUUGCUCCUGCCAACGUGGGUGUCUCUCCUUACUAAGACAUCUAGUACUGAAGAAGCUGUUUCAAAUUAAUGUUUCUAUGUUAAUCUGUCUUGCCUUUAAUUAGUUAGUUCCUGUCGUAAUUAGGGUUCUUAAUCUCUGUUAUUAUGCUGUCUUUAAUUAAAAGACUUGUUAACAUCGAUCCCGUUGCUUAAUCAGCUAGCGCUUCAAA